Coffea arabica (coffee) is the source of this 2147-nucleotide messenger RNA. RefSeq lists its product as uncharacterized. Gene Ontology annotation, molecular function: nuclear import signal receptor activity. Gene Ontology annotation, biological process: response to red or far red light; maintenance of protein location in nucleus. Gene Ontology annotation, cellular component: nuclear speck; cytoplasm. NCBI's taxonomy places the organism in Eukaryota, Viridiplantae, Streptophyta, Magnoliopsida, Gentianales, Rubiaceae. The record is from RefSeq and is a predicted model, not a curated record.
AAACAAUAAUGUAAUCUGAUGCAUGAUUGGAUGCCCAUGUCAGAUGGCCCGAACAGAAAUUGUCUAACUUUUGCAGUGGUGCUGUUCACGGAUUCAUCACUAUCAUUGAACUCUUCACUUUCCUUUAUGCACUGUCAUAAAUUUCGCUUUGUUUCUUUUGAACUCCGAUUUCGGAGUUCUAAUGGAGGAGAAUGUCAUCUGCACAACGGAAACCAACAGUGUUCCGAUUGAGGAGGUGUUUCAAACCAGCAUUCUUUUCAUGGAUAGGAAACGGAAAUUGCAAGCAGAAGAAUUAGGCACACCUCCAUCAAAGCUUAAAUGGCUAAGUCGAGGCUUUGCUUCAGAGUAUACUUUUCCUGCUAAUGGUGACUCAGAUGUAAUAGAUAAAGGGGAGUUAAAUGGAAUGUCAACUGCUGAGGAGUCAGAACAAGAGUCUGCCAACGAUAGUAACAGUAUUGCUGCCGAUGCUGACUCGAGCAUUUCUGUGUCUAAUGAAACUGAAGUAGGAGCUGGUCAUGGAUAUUUCAAAGAAUAUUCAUCUGACAAGCCUAUAAAUUCUUCUGUUACCUGCGGAGGCAAUUGUUCUAAGCAUGCCCAAAAUUCUUCCAAGAGCAGUUUCAUAAUGAAAUCAAGUUCCCAUAUUCUGGAAUCGCCAUCAGCUGGCAAAAAGCAUGAUUUUCUCUAUCAUGAUAUAGGCCUGAAGUCAUCCCUGAAUUAUGAGGAGCACCUCCUGGAAUUUGGAAGUCACAGCAAUUGCAGCUGUCCAGAAUGCAGAGCUAGUUUUGAAGGAUACACAGACAAGGAACUUGAAGAAAUGCUUUAUUCUAAUGGAGCGACUCCAAAUAAUUAUGUUCUUUCUUCUGAAAGAUGGACUCUCAACCAAGAUACUCAACAAGGCGCCAAGAAAUUAACCAUUGAUAAAGAGUUCGAGCAAGGAGACAAAUUUGGGGUUGACAACUUAUGGUGGAAUUGCAAGUUUUUAGUUACUUACUGGUGCAUGUGCUGUGAAUUGCAGAUAUAGCUUAAAAAAAUUGUGUUUUUCUCACUAUCAAUUUUAGCUUUUUCGGAGAUGAAUAUUCUUCUGAGCCAGGUACUUUCUAUAUCUUUUUCUUCCUUUUCUUUUUGCAUCUUUUUUCAUGAUAAGCCAAUCACACUUAUUGUCUUCCAACAGACUCGUAUGUUUUAUUUUUCACGGGCCCCCAUCCUAAUUAAUGGUGUUGAUGUUCUUUGAACAGAUGAGAAUAUUUCAAUACUUUUUUACUUGCAAUUCCUUUCUUGCAGAGAUUGACAAAACAAUGAGGUAAUCCAAUAAGAAGUUCAUUUAGUAUUUGGCAGUAGGGUAACUUUUGAUUCAUUGACAAUAUUUUUUAGUCAGCCUCAUAGCUUUAAAUCAGUGUUAGUAUUGUCGCUCUAAUGCAGAAUUUCAUAAACCAUUGAAUUUCUGGAACAGCUUCAACUACAAUACUAAUAAGAGUUCCAAACUUUUUUGCAUGAGAAGAUGGUUCAUCUCCAAUGAAAUAGAACCUUAAGAUGAAGACAUGAAAUGACAUAGAAAUGUUCUCAGUUCACCCCUGGUAGAGACGUGCUUCAGACUUCAGCAAUACUUGUUUCAGAAGCACAAAUUAAUUUACAGCAUGAAAACGGAUCCUUGCAGUAGGGAGCUUGACAAAUGACACGGAAUGAUUCUAAACCCUAAUGUAUCCUAUGACUUGGUUUAUUGCACAGCUUUCGUAGCUGGCUAACGAAAAUAACAUGCAGUUGAAAGGCAUUGUCUCAUAAUUGAACAAAUGAAGCAAAUUUAUGGGGCAGAAAGUACAACAAAAACACUCAAGGAAAAUUGUAAAUUAAGGGGACCCAAUCAGCAUGAUGGAAGAUCUGAAGGAGGUGGUGGUAAUUUUUCAUUAGGGAGGAACCCAUUGAGUACAAUCCAUGCCAUUCGCAAACCCCAACUUGUGUGCACGUCAAAGUGGCAGUGCAUAAGCCAUACUCCUGUUUGACAAGGUACCUGGAUUGUCUGCAAAGAACCGAAUGGCGAGCCAGCCACCUGAUGGAACCCCCACCGUAUUCCUUUCCACUGGAUCCACCAGGUUGAAGUUGGCAGGGUCCUUGUUUGGAUCGUAGUUUCCAAACCCUUCCCCAACGACGAA